Messenger RNA from Salvelinus namaycush (lake trout), 812 nucleotides. RefSeq names its product myocyte-specific enhancer factor 2C-like. Bases 495 to 797 code for a protein of 100 amino acids. Gene Ontology annotation, biological process: positive regulation of transcription by RNA polymerase II. The record is from RefSeq and is a predicted model, not a curated record. Gene Ontology annotation, molecular function: protein dimerization activity; DNA-binding transcription factor activity, RNA polymerase II-specific; RNA polymerase II cis-regulatory region sequence-specific DNA binding. The transcript has 3 exons. Lineage: Eukaryota; Metazoa; Chordata; Actinopteri; Salmoniformes; Salmonidae.
UCAGCCAGGAUUGUGGGAGCGAAGAGAAACAGCCCUCACAACAUCAUCAGCUACAGACGUCCACGGCUUCAACCGUCCCUUCUUUUCGCCGACACAUCACUGGAGACCAAGCAACCAUCCUCACUGUCCUCAAAGACACAGUCAGACGAGAGAGCGGCUAGUUUUUGAUAUUAUUUCAUAGUGCCGUUCUUUUUUGAGUUGCGUUGCUGCCAGUGCUGGAUUUAAGUGCGUCUUUGCGAAGUCCAUCCCGGGCACCCAACGGCUUCCUGUACGCUCUGUCAUUCGGCCGGACGACACAACCGGAGACUGCCUGUGGUAUCUCGCACUUACCGGACAGAUUUCAUGCAUAAUAAAGUACGGAUGCUGGAAUCUUUGAAUUGAUCGGAGCAAGUCAAGAGAAGAGAGAGAAGAGAGAGAAGAGAAAGCGUUUUGAGGAGAGGCAGAAGAAAGCAUAAAGUUCUUUAGGGAGAGGAGAGAAGAAGAAGACGGGGACAAUGGGGAGGAAAAAGAUUCAGAUCACGCGGAUUAUGGAUGAACGCAACAGACAGGUGACGUUUACGAAGAGGAAGUUUGGCCUAAUGAAGAAGGCUUAUGAGCUGAGCGUGCUGUGUGACUGUGAGAUCGCCCUCAUCAUCUUCAACAGUACCAAUAAGCUGUUCCAGUACGCCAGCACCGAUAUGGACAAGGUGCUGCUCAAGUACACCGAGUACAACGAGCCCCACGAGAGCAGGACCAACUCUGACAUUGUGGAAGUGAGUCCCCGGGCACCACACACACACACACACACACACACUUAAUGACCAUUGGGUUCA